Toxoplasma gondii ME49 is the source of this 3794-nucleotide messenger RNA. RefSeq lists its product as hypothetical. The record is from RefSeq and is a predicted model, not a curated record. The coding region runs from base 1172 to 2800 and encodes 542 amino acids. Lineage: Eukaryota; Apicomplexa; Conoidasida; Eucoccidiorida; Sarcocystidae. The transcript is spliced from 6 exons.
GUCCGAGUGAAAUCCGUGGGCAUCCAAGAGUCUUCCGCCCGCAAUAUUCCGUUUACAGCAACUGUAUGCGUCGCGCUAGCACGGGUGGAUUGCUGUAACCUGGCGAUGCACGCGCUUGCGAGUACUGAAAAGACCACCAUCUGAUGGAAUCCUCGAUGUCCAACGCUGCGUCUUGAACUCCGGCGGCACUCCCGAUGAACGAAAAACCUCGCCCGCAGCGUUCCGGCGUCGAGUGCUUCCUGAGCUGUCGACUGGACGAUGUGUCUAGAUACAAAUAGAUUCGAUCAUUCGGGAGGGGAAGCGUGCGAGGUGAUGCUUCUCUCGAUUAUUAUACUACGGUUGGACAGGUGAUGGGCUAACUAGAGAAAUAAAUGCUCUUGAGAGUUAAACUUGUCUAUCUUCCUGUCCGGAAAGUAUGCGUGGCCUUGGACCAACUGCAUGUGCAUGCUCACACCCAUGCCCGUGCCUAACUUAAUCGGGCAAAAACUGCGUCUCGUUGGUGCACUGGGAGUGAACUGACCCUGUAAAAAUUAAAAAAAGGACAAUUCAGAGGGUUUGAAACUUCGCUGAUGAGGCAAUUCUUCCAUGGAUACACCGACGACUUCCUAACAUGGCUGUCUGUUGCUCCCGAUGCAGCUGGCUGUUGCAACUGCAACAGUGCUAGCGUCUGCAGACCUUCGCACGUCUGUUAUCGCCGAUUUCCUCUCUGUGAAUUCGGCUCUAUCGGGAUUGGAUCUCUCUGACGCCUGGAAUCGCAGUAGUUACCUCCUAGUGUAGGUCUUGGUCUACCUUCACCCACAUUUUUCUGUUCUUUUCCUCCACUUCUACUCCGAUGUGGCUGGCUGGUAAAGGCGAAGUGGGUCGUAUCCAAACUAGUUUCCCUCAAAAUGGGGCAAUUUACCGAGGUGAAAGCUACAGAUAUCUACUAGUUGAUCGGACCAGCUGUCUAGCACAGGAAAUAGCGAAAGACACGACAUGCCCGAGAGAGUUGUACACCGUCUAAUCGUCAAUCAAUGGGGGCAGGGUCAAGCAGCCUUUCUACUUUGUUGGAAUCGCUCAAAGUGACUGAAGAAUUUUCAUCGGUUCACUAAUUUUGGUUCCUAGAUCCGAAACCAGUUGACCGAGGAGCACUCUCCACACGUGGUCGAACGGAGAAGCCCACGGGAACCAGAUGUCUAUGACGGGGAAGAGUCGGCGAGGCCGAAGCGUUAUUGACUUUCGCACAACAGCCGGAAAUACCACGGCAGGAAAGCUGCCUUGCGGAGGUACCUGUGCCAUGAAUUCAAUGCUCCAAGGCGUGCUCGUUUCCACGUCGGUAAUGGCGGCAUCUGGCGACGAAAGUUGCCCGGAGUUCGAAUGGCUCGGGCAACAAAAUGACAACGACUGCGGGCUGACAUGCGUUAGAAUGGUUCUUCGCAUCCUGCGCCGCGUCCGGACGUCAUCGUCGACUGCUCGAUCAGUGUGCGGAAUUUGUGAAUACGACGCGUCUCCUGACCUAAACUUUACCCAGGAUGCCUCUUUGCUGAUGCGGACGAACCCACUCGGGACGAAGCGAGUUUUUGAUGUACGUGAAAAACGCGGUGCUAUGCCCAGGCAGGACAUGUGUGCCGUCGGUGGGGAAGACUCCAUCGACUUAGACUGUGACGAGACGUUAGUGUGCAGUUUGCGGAAGCAUGCGCAGAAGUCGACAGCUUACUCGCGGUCGUCGACGCAACAAGUGAAGUCUGCUUCUACUUGCCAGCGGGAUCCGCCAUCCGAGAAAAGGCAGGUGGGAUGUGUGACGCGGACUCUAGGUUCGCUAGCAAACGAAGACAUCAGGGAACUUGCUGGCGUCCCUUUCGACGCGAUACUCGCACAGCGGCGAGAAGAAACAUGUCGACUCUGGCAGCGACUCAGUGUGGGCGCAUGGACCGUCGACCUUUUCCUGCUCCUCCUUCACCUCGGCCUAGGCGCCUCUUGCCUCUUCGCUACUGUGUGCGAAGGCUUCAACGCCAUGCAUGUUCAUCGGCCUUUCUACAAAGAUGCAGAAGCCGAAGAGCAACAGCGCGUUGAUCGCCAGUUCAGCCUCGUUCGACAAGCAGGGGGCGUCGUGUUGAACAGGAGUUUUUCGGCGCUGGAGCUGCGUGAGUUUCUGAAAACAGAGGGAGUGAUCAUCUGCUUGGUACAUAGAAAGAUCGUGGACGCCUAUUUGUCCGUGAUGAAGUCCCGCUUAGUCAGGUCAAAACAGGAAGCGAGUACGCUGCGGGCUUAUGCGAGGCAAGCUGCAACAUCGGCAACCAACCAGGAGUACGAAGGACACUUUGUCGUCUUGGUCGGCGUUAGGAAGGCAGUGGAGCCGUGCACCUCGACUCCGGAUGAGCUAUGCAGCUCUCCUUUUCCGCCGAAUCACAGUGCAACGGGACCUUCCACUAGGAACUCCACAGCUCACUCAGCAAACCUAAGCGUUUCAAAUGGGGAAAAUGGAGUGCUGGCAGGUGCUCGGAACUGUGAUCUGAGCACAGGAUCAGCGUGCAAUGCGCAGGGUACCCAAACACACCAGCGUUACUGGCUACGGCACAGAAGCAAGGAGACAGGAAAAGUGAAAGUUACCGGUUCAGUGCAAGGAAAGGCAGGCGAAAUCGAUGCAGCAGAGUGGGAUUAUUUCUUUCUUGACCCUGCAGAGCCAGGGAUGCAAAUUGUUGACGAGGAUGUCCUGACUUUGGCCAGAAAAGCUGCAGGGACAGACGAAGAUCUUAUCUUCAUCUACACAAAAGGCUUCAUCGACAUCAAUCGCUUCCAGACAACUUUUUCCACGGCUUGAAGGCGGGGUCGUCUGAAGAGGCACAUUCGUGGGGUGACUUGCUUUGCUCCGGCCAGACUUCCCAGGGUCGUCGGAAUCUCGAAAGGUAUUACUCCAGCGGGAGGAAUACCCGCGGCGCUUUUGUGCGCACCUUUCGUGGAGCUGCCCAGGCUGUCCGUGGUGCUCUCAUUUUCGCAUGUCGAGACGGUCUCGUCGUUCCGGUCCUUCGUGGUUGUCGUAUAUACAAAUACGAACAGCAGAGCACACAUAUGGCAUCAGUUUUGUCUGUCUGGUUCUUCAAACACAUAAAAUGCUGGACGAAGCGUCACAAUGGAUGCCAGCGUUUAGCACCAGGCUUUCGUGUCGGUCGGAAUAGGAGAGCUCCAAGGCUCAUUUUCACUAGGAAGGUAAAGCAUGUGACAGAUCCCUAACAGUGAAACCGGCGUUAGGACGGGGUCGUGUCUCUGAGGUUACGCCGAGCGAAAAUUUCAAACGGUUGGUCAGGUCGCGCUUCCUAGGAGUUUUACGGUGGCGGGAUACGCAGGUAUUACAGGAGAGAAAGCCGGUGGUAGCUGACAGCAGCAAGGAGCGACGUGGGCAGCAGAGGGGAAAAGGGGCGACAUUCCGUCGCCUUCAAUACUGUGUGGUCGGUAAGUGUGGAGAUGCCUCAACGCAGAGACGGGUUGUCUUUCUGUUUCUUGUGAUCUGGAUAUCAAAGCAUUCUGUGAACUAUGGCCGUAGAGUUCGAACUGACGGGACGGGAGACGUGCAGCAAAUCAACCGUCCGUCCAAAAGAACAAUGGAAUCCUCCCGUGCCUGUGACGAUGACGCAAUAGACGUUUGCGAAGACGUGCGGCAGGGUGAUUCGCUGCGACUGUUUUGACAGCUUUCGGAAAGUGACGAAAGCUGUGACUUGUUGUCUGACAAUGUGAAGAGUUUAUUAUUCCACCGCUGAACCCGUGGCAAUGGCCUCCAACGAUACGUCGAACAGAAAGGUGUCUCGCCUAAAUCUCGC